Molecule: messenger RNA, 1592 nt
Organism: Panicum hallii
Lineage: Eukaryota; Viridiplantae; Streptophyta; Magnoliopsida; Poales; Poaceae
Product: serine/threonine-protein kinase SAPK2
Exons: 9
Coding region: 284-1303 (339 amino acids)
Biological process (GO): intracellular signal transduction; protein phosphorylation
Molecular function (GO): protein serine/threonine kinase activity; ATP binding
Source: RefSeq, a predicted model, not a curated record
CCUCCUCCUUCCCUUCCACACCGCACUCCCUCACCUUCCACCUUCCCCUCCUCUGCCCCCACCUCCUGCUUCCUUCCACUCCUCGCUCCUCCGUUGCUUCAUCCCUCCCUCCACAGUCCGCUCCACCCAUCGGCCCUGCAGCUCUCGGUAUUUGACCGAUUGGUGGAGGUAGCUGCUGGCCUGCUACUUCUUGCUCAGUUGCUCCUGCCGGUGCGUUCAGACCAGUGGCUCUGAUUACGAGCCGUGAGGAGGGCCAAGGAGCAAGCUUGACAGGGAGGUGGCGAUGGAGAGGUACGAGGUGAUCAAGGACAUAGGAUCGGGCAACUUCGGGGUGGCCAAGCUGGUCCGGGACGUCAGGACCAAGGAGCUCUUCGCCGUCAAGUUCAUCGAGAGGGGGAUGAAGAUUGAUGAGAAUGUCCAAAGGGAGAUCAUGAACCAUAGAUCACUGAGGCAUCCAAAUAUAGUUAAAUUCAAGGAGGUUGUGCUAACUCCCACACAUUUGGCCAUAGUUAUGGAAUACGCUGCUGGUGGCGAGCUAUUCGAAAGGAUCUGCAAUGCAGGGAGAUUUAGUGAGGAUGAGGCAAGGUUCUUCUUCCAACAAUUGAUUUCAGGAGUUAGCUAUUGUCACUCAAUGCAAAUAUGUCACAGAGAUUUGAAACUAGAAAAUACUCUGCUGGAUGGUAGUAUAGCACCUCGGCUAAAGAUAUGUGAUUUUGGUUAUUCCAAGUCCUCUGUGUUGCACUCUCAGCCCAAAUCAACUGUUGGCACACCUGCUUACAUUGCUCCCGAGGUGCUUGCUAGAAAGGAAUAUGAUGGAAAGGUUGCCGAUGUUUGGUCAUGUGGAGUAACUUUGUAUGUGAUGCUUGUCGGGGCUUAUCCCUUCGAGGACCCUGAUGAACCAAAGAAUUUCCGCAAGACUCUUACUCGGAUUCUCAGCGUACAAUACGCCAUACCUGAUUUUGUCCGAGUUUCAAUGGAGUGCAGGCAUCUUCUGUCCCGGAUUUUUGUUGGAAGCCCUGAGCAACGAAUAACCAUCCCGGAUAUCAAGAACCACCCGUGGUUCCUGAAGAACCUGCCAAUCGAGAUGACCGACGAGUACCAGAUGAGCGUGCUAAUGACCGACAUGAACGUCCCCUCGCAAAGCCUGGAGGAGAUCAUGGCCAUCAUACAGGAGGCCCGCAAACCUGGCGACGGUAUGAAGCUCACCGGGCAGAUCCCCGGCCUGGGGAGCAUGGAGCUGGAUGACAUUGACGUUGACGACAUCGACGUAGAGGACAGCGGCGACUUCGUCUGCGCCUUGUGACGAGCAAAGUGGUUGGUUCAGGCCGUCCGACGCUGAAGCUGCCGUGAACUCUCUCUCUCUUCUCGUCUUUUGUGUUCUGCUGUUGAUCCAAGUUGUUUGUCUCAGCGUGUUCCGAGCUCCCAUUUUGUUGUUGUGAUUUCACUUGUUUUCUGUAAUGGAGGUAGUGACGCUGUGGAUAAAUAAUAGACUUUUUAAGGCUGUAUUCUUGCUGGAUUCUUAGUGUUCGGAUCCGCUGCCCUGUAUGAAGGGUCAGUCUCAUGCUUCAUGAAUGUCGCAGUGUCUAUAUUCA